GUCGUCCGGCGGUGGGGGUGGACGGCGGUCUCCUGGUCCGGGAAGGGACAGGGGGACGCGGGGCUGACGCCAGGCGUCGAGAUGGACAUCCUCAAAUCCGAGAUUCUGCGGAAGCGUCAGCUGGUGGAGGACAGGAACCUGUUGGUGGAAAAUAAAAAGUAUUUCAAACGUAGUGAACUGGCCAAAAAGGAAGAAGAAGCAUAUUUUGAAAGAUGUGGCUACAAGCCUAUAAAUGAGAAGCCUUCUGGAGAGAUACAGCCAAAGGAGGAGGACCAGAAACCAUUAACUUCAUCGAAUCCAGUAUUAGAACUUGAGCUAGCAGAGGAAAAAUUACCUAUGACUCUUUCUAGGCAAGAGGUUAUUAGAAGACUGAGAGAAAGAGGAGAACCAAUUAGACUUUUUGGAGAAACUGAUUAUGAUGCUUUUCAACGUUUACGGAAAAUAGAGAUCCUCACACCGGAAGUUAACAAGGGCUUGAGGAAUGAUCUAAAAGCAGCUUUAGAUAAGAUUGAUCAGCAGUAUCUCAAUGAAAUUGUGGGUGGCCAGGAACCUGGAGAGGAAGACACACAGAAUGAUUUGAAAGUUCAUGAAGAAAACACCACCAUUGAAGAGUUAGAGGCACUGGGGGAAUCUCUAGGGAAAGGCAAUGAUCAUAAAGAUAUGGACAUCAUCACUAAAUUCCUGAAGUUUCUUCUUGGAGUUUGGGCUAAAGAAUUAAAUUCCAGAGAAGAUUAUGUGAAACGCAGUGUCCAGGGUAAACUGAACAGUGCUACUCAGAAACAGACAGAGUCAUAUCUCAGACCACUUUUCAGGAAGCUACGUAAGCGGAAUCUUCCUGCUGAUAUUAAAGAAUCAAUAACGGAUAUUAUUAAAUUCAUGCUACAGAGAGAAUAUGUGAAGGCAAAUGAUGCUUAUCUCCAGAUGGCCAUUGGGAAUGCGCCGUGGCCUAUUGGUGUCACUAUGGUUGGGAUCCAUGCUAGAACUGGCAGGGAAAAAAUUUUUUCCAAGCAUGUUGCACAUGUUUUAAAUGAUGAAACUCAGCGGAAAUAUAUACAGGGAUUGAAGAGGUUAAUGACCAUUUGCCAGAAACACUUCCCUACAGAUCCAUCAAAAUGUGUAGAAUACAAUGCACUGUGAAAUCUGUGUGCUGUGUGUAAGUAACAGUGAGAGAAUGAAGAGCUGCAGGACACAGCCUUCUGAAAUUACUGCCAGGAAUGCUGAAGCAAGAAGACGACGCAAGUUUCAUCUCUGGGUUGUAUCUGAAACAACUGCUAAUUGACUUUAAGAACUGUGUUGGCUUUUCCUGUGAUAAGAGCUGCAAAUUGAUUUUCGUGUCUUACCUUUAUUUCCAGUCAUUCAAAAAUUGAAUUUUAGAGGCUUUUUCCAAAAAGUUUAAAGGUGUAAACAGUAUGCUGUUUAAAUUAUCUUUUCCAGUAACAAAAGUUACAGUUAGAUAAUUAAAAGGGAAUGUUGAUGGACUUGCUUCUGUAAAAUAUGGUAAUUUGCACAUUGUCUUUUGUCUUAUAUUUAUAGAAAAUAUUUUUAUAUAUUUCAACAAAAAUUUGGAACCACUGAAUGAAACUUUAGAGUUUUCUGAACUUUUGCAGUCUUGCAGAAUUUUAAUGUUAUUACUGUUAAUUCACGUAUUAUUUUUCUUGCAUUUCAAAGUUUGCUUUUAUAGUCAAGUAUAAAUUUUAUUAUUUGUCAUCUCUCAAGACACGAUUAAUGAACGGGAAAUAGAAUUUUGAAAAACAGAGCUGGUAUCUUGCACCCACAUUAUUUUAAAACACAAUAAUCCUAGUACAUUAACAUCCAAGAUAAGAGAUCUAGCUAGACAGGGUAGCUAGACAGCAGUGAGGAGACGAGGGUGAUGCUGGUAGACCUGUAGCAGUUUUGUUUCGAAUUACACUCCAAACAGCAAGAGGGUACUGAUGCUGACCUCACUACCUGAGGCAGCAUGUUCUGGCACUGGUUGUCCACAAAAUCACAGUCUAGGUGAGGGUGUAGUCUAGCUCCUAUACAGUGUCAUGUUAACUCAUUGUGACGGAUCAGUGUACCUUGGAAGUUGAGAGGACUGCUUUGACACAGUAAUUUGAGUAAAUGGGAUAUUCUUAACCAGGUGCAGAAAUUUCCUACUUCAGAUUCAGCCCCACAUUGAUUAACUAUAUGGUUUUGGGUAAAUGAUUCAAUCUUUGUAAGCCUUGGCCCCAUUCUUUCAGUCAUAAUAGUGGGGUAAACCUUAUGGCCUAGCAGGUUAAUCCAUCCCUUGGGACAUUCCUGUCCCAUGUCAGAGUUCCUGAUUCUAGUCCUGGCUACUCCCAUUCCAGUCCUGCUUUUAGCUAAAGUGCAUCUAGCAAGGUCAUAGAUGAUGGCUUAAGUAUUUGAAUCCUUGCCAUUUCUGUGAGAGAUGUGAAUGAAAUUCUGGGUUUGUGGCCUGGCCUAGCCCUGAUUGUCAUGGGCAUUUGGGGAAUGAGUCAUCAGACAGAUCUUUCUCUUUUCCUUCCUUCUCUCUGGUCUCCGUGUCUGUCGUUUUACUCUUCAAAUAAAUAGAAAUGUUUGUCUCGAAGAAGAAUAUUGCA
Messenger RNA from Ochotona curzoniae (black-lipped pika), 2579 nucleotides. RefSeq names its product pre-mRNA processing factor 18 (gene PRPF18). Gene Ontology annotation, biological process: generation of catalytic spliceosome for second transesterification step; RNA splicing. The transcript has 11 exons. The record is from RefSeq and is a predicted model, not a curated record. NCBI's taxonomy places the organism in Eukaryota, Metazoa, Chordata, Mammalia, Lagomorpha, Ochotonidae. The coding region runs from base 82 to 1137 and encodes 351 amino acids. Gene Ontology annotation, cellular component: U2-type post-spliceosomal complex; U4/U6 x U5 tri-snRNP complex; U5 snRNP.